ACUUUCUCUGUUGCUAAAUCUGUGACCCUCUUAAUAAAACCCAAGGGACUGUACAGAAGAAGAAAAAACAAGACAUUUUUAAGAAACAAUGUAAAAUACCUCUUGCUGAGAUUGUGAUUUUUUUCCUUUGCCCUUCUUAGAAUGUACCAAGGAGAAAACGUUGUUUUUGUUUUUUUUUUUAAACUUUAGUUUCACUUUCCAGAUUGCAGUGAACUUCCUCACUUCCCAGAUGAAAACGACUGGAUUUGGACUAAUGAAAAAAGGAGCGGUCAGCUGCCGUCAGAGUAAGUGAAGGUUUUAGGAUUUUUUUGGUGGAUGAUCACAAUUCUGACGUUUCAGAAGAGUCUGUGUCUUUUUCCUUUUUCACUCAUCCUGGCCUGGCAUUUGGCAAAAUCAUGAGAAGGUAUUUGCUUUAUCGUAUCUACUCCUUUUUGGGACUGUUGCCCUUUUGGAUACUGUGCACAUCUUCUACCAACAAAUGUACUGUUAGACAUGAAAUAGCUGACUGCAGUCAUCUGAAGUUGACUCAAAUACCUGAUGACCUCCCAACAAACAUAACAGUGUUGAAUCUUACCCAUAAUCAACUCAGAAGAUUACCACCUGACAAUUUUACAAGAUAUAGCCAACUUACUAUCUUGGAUGGAGGAUUUAACUCCAUCUCAAAGCUGGAGCCAGAAUUGUGCCAACGUCUCCCUUUGUUGGAAAUUUUGAACCUCCAACACAAUGAGCUAUCUCAGCUUUCUGAUAAAACCUUUAUCUUCUGCAUGAAUUUGACUGAACUCCAUCUAAUGUCCAACUCAAUCCAGAAAAUUCAAAAUAAUCCCUUUAAAAACCUGAAGAAUUUAAUCAAAUUAAACCUAGCUCAUAAUGGUUUAUCAUCUACUAAAUUAGGAACUCAGCUGCAACUGGAAAAUCUCCAAGAGCUUCUACUAUCAAAUAAUAAAAUUUCUGCACUAAGACGUGAAGAACUUGAUUUCCUUGGCAACUCUUCUUUAAAAAGAUUAGAGUUGUCAUCAAAUCAAAUAAUGGAGUUCUCUCCAGGGUGUUUUCAUGCAGUUGGAAAAUUAUUUGGCUUCUCUCUGAACAAUGCCAAACUGAGCCCCAGUCUCAUAGAAGAGCUCUGCUUGGAAUUAUCAAACACAAGCAUUCAGAAUCUGUCCCUGAGCAACAACCAGCUGUACACAACCAGCAACAAGACUUUUGUUGGGCUGAAGCAGACAAAUCUCACAGUGCUCGAUCUUUCCCAUAACAGCUUAAGUGUGAUUGGUAAUGAUUCCUUUGCUUGGCUUCCACAUCUAGAAUAUCUCUUUCUGGAGUAUAACAAUAUAGAACAUCUGUCUUCUCGCUCUUUUUAUGGGCUUUCCAAUGUGAGAUACCUGAAUUUGAGACGAUCUUUUACUAAACAAAGCGUUUCCCUGGCUUCACUUCCCAAGAUUGAUGAUUUUUCCUUUCAGUGGCUAAAAUUUUUGGAGUAUCUCAAUAUGGAAGAUAACAACUUUCCAGGCAUAAAAAGCAAUACUUUCACGGGAUUGACAAAGCUGAGAUGUUUAAGUCUAUCCAACUCCUUCUCAAGUUUGCGAACUUUAACAAAUGAAACAUUUUUAUCACUUGCUGGUUCUCCUCUGCUCAUACUCAACCUAACCAAAAAUAAAAUCUCAAAAAUAGAGAGUGGUGCUUUUUCUUGGUUGGGCCACCUAACUGUACUUGACCUUGGUCUUAAUGAAAUUGGGCAAGAACUCACAGGCCAGGAAUGGAGAGGUCUAGAAAAUAUUGUUGAAAUCUACCUUUCCUACAACAAAUACCUAGAGCUGACUAGCAACUCUUUUGCCUUGGUUCCAAGCCUUCAACGACUGAUGCUCCGAAGGGUGGCCCUUAAAAAUGUGGAUAGCUCCCCUUCACCUUUUCACCCUCUUCCUAACCUGACCAUUCUGGAUCUAAGCAACAACAACAUAGCCAACAUAAAUGAUGAACUGUUGAAGGGUCUUGAGAAACUAGAAAUUCUGGAUUUGCAGCAUAACAACUUAGCUCGCCUCUGGAAGCAUGCAAACCCUGGCGGUCCUGUUCAUUUUCUGAAGGGUCUUUCUCACCUCUACAUCCUUAACUUAGAGUCUAAUGGCUUUGAUGAGAUCCCAGCAGAAGUCUUCAAGGACUUACGUGAAUUGAAGAGCAUCGAUUUAGGAUUGAAUAAUUUAAAUAUCCUUCCACCAUCUGUCUUUGAUAAUCAAGUGUUGCUAAAGUCAUUAAGCCUUCAGAAGAAUCUCAUAACAUCUGUUGAAAAGAACGUUUUUGGGCCAGCAUUCAAGAACCUGAGUAAUUUAGAUAUGCGCUUUAAUCCAUUUGAUUGUACAUGUGAAAGCAUUGCCUGGUUUGUUAAUUGGAUUAAUAAUACCCAUACGAACAUCUCUGAACUAUCAAGCCGUUACCUCUGCAACACUCCACCUCAAUAUCGUGGUUUCCCAGUGAUGCUUUUUGAUAUAUCACCCUGCAAAGACAGUGCCCCAUUUGAACUCCUUUUCAUGAUAAAUACCAGUAUCCUAUUGAUUUUCAUCUUUAUUGUACUUCUCAUCCAUUUUGAAGGCUGGAAGAUAUCUUUUUAUUGGAAUGUUACAGUGCAUCGAGUUCUUGGUUUCAAAGAAAUAGACAGACAGCCAGAACAGUUUGAAUAUGCGGCAUAUAUAAUUCAUGCCUAUAAAGAUAGGGAUUGGGUCUGGGAACACUUCUCCCCGAUGGAAGAAGAAGAUCAUACACUCAGAUUCUGUCUGGAAGAAAGGGAUUUUGAGGCAGGUGUCCUUGAACUUGAAGCAAUUGUUAAUAGCAUCAGAAGGAGCAGAAAAAUUAUUUUUGUUAUAACACAGAAUCUACUGAAAGAUCCAUUAUGCAAAAGAUUCAAGGUGCACCACGCAGUUCAGCAAGCUAUUGAACAAAAUCUGGAUUCCAUUAUAUUGAUCUUUCUUGAGGAUAUUCCGGAUUAUAAACUGAAUCAUGCGCUCUGUUUGCGAAGAGGGAUGUUUAGAUCUCGCUGCAUCUUGAACUGGCCGAUUCAGAAAGAACGGGUAAAUGCCUUUCAUCAUAAAUUGCAAGUAGCACUUGGUUCCAGAAAUUCAGUACAUUAAAUUUAUUUAAAGACUAAAUUAAAGGAGUAGCUUUCCUAAUUUAAAAAAGGUCCAUGGUAAAUUUACAUUUUACUUGAUAAUAAUGUAAAUCUGUUCAUUCAUACUUAUCAAUAAGAAUACCACAAGUAUCUCUCUUCUAUGGAGAUAUAUCUCCCUAUUUCAGGCCUUUUAUUACUAAUCAAGUUAAUUUGACCCAAAAUGAACAGAUAAGAAUAUCCUUUACUAAUGAAUACACAAUUGGGUUACUGAGGCCUAUCAAAACAAA
This is a messenger RNA of Balaenoptera acutorostrata (minke whale), 3378 nucleotides long. It is a transcript of the gene TLR3, whose product is annotated as toll like receptor 3. Gene Ontology annotation, molecular function: transmembrane signaling receptor activity; protein binding. Lineage: Eukaryota; Metazoa; Chordata; Mammalia; Artiodactyla; Balaenopteridae. Gene Ontology annotation, cellular component: membrane. Bases 396 to 3113 code for a protein of 905 amino acids. Gene Ontology annotation, biological process: immune response; inflammatory response; toll-like receptor signaling pathway. The transcript has 6 exons. The record is from RefSeq and is a predicted model, not a curated record.